AUGGACAAUUGGCGUGACCAUCAUGCGCGACCUUCGAUGCUUGAGCGAGUAUCGUCUACCCACCAUUCACGCUUCCCUUUAGCCGCCGGAUACUUCCCGACCGUUACGUGUUCAGUCAAUCAGCAUGCAUUUUUCAAAGAACAGGCCAACCGAUUAACCUCCGAGGCCACACAGAAGGCCAAGUGGGCUAUGAGCUACGAGGACGGCAUCAACGGGUGGAAACUUUCUAAUUCGCAGCGGCACUUCCGAGUGACCGGAAUCCGUACAUACAGUAGACGAUGCGACGUUCGCGACUGCAACGGCCACCGACAGCUCGAGUUCCGCUGUAUGGGCAAAGUGCAGCUGCCAAUUGAUCACUGUCUUAACGCGCUCUACUCGGACAAUACAACCGACUUCCGUAGCAACUCGACAUUUCUCAUUGAAGACGCCUUGGAUGCCGUUGUGCUGAAUGCACUAGAGACGAAGACGGAGGAGCAGCCGCACCAUUAUCUUGGUCUCAACUGGAUGGCAAUUCGCUCACCAGGUCUCUUCUCCAAGAACCGAGAUUUCUGCUAUCUCCGAAGUAUGGGUACAACAGUGGAUAGCAGCAAUACAAAGGUUGGGUUCUUAGUCAUCCAGUCCGUCAACUUGACGGAGUGCGCGUCACUGGAAAAUGCGCUUGGCCUCAAUCGUGUUAAAAUCUCGGCCGUGCUGUUAUUUAAGGAGGACGCAGAGUCUCGCUCUACUCAUGUCUUGUGGCAGGGAUCGAUAGGAUCAAGUGGACAUUCGCCUGGCAAACUGGUGAACUUUGUACACGAGACUUUUACGUCUGUUGUCUCCAAUCUAAAGAAGGUUCAGGAAGCCAAGUACAUGGCACAGCAAGUGGAAGGCAAUAAGAUUCAGCGGAUGACCGCCGGUGAACGUAAGCAGUGCCACGUAUGCAACAAGAAAUUUUCUCUUGUACGGACUCGCUUUCAGUGUAGCGCCUGCGGUGAGAAUAUGUGCAAGGAUUGCGAAGUAUCCAGUCGAGCGAAAGUGUUUAAUAGCGAAAGCUUCGACGUACCGGCGCCAACCUGUAGUCGUCCGGAAAUGGUGAUGUUUUGUAGGAAAUGCGUAACGAAUGCUCGUCGCGACAUGAAUAAUGAGUCCGAGGGAGAGAAUUUACGAGCAAACCCGGCGUUCCUCUUCAACAACAAUAACCUAUACCCGGCUUCAGCAGACGAGAGAGAUCGCCGCCUUUUGAAGACUGGUAAAGCGUCUAACCAGAGCAGCACUACAAGUACUAGCUCGUUGCAGAAGGUAGUGACCAGCCCGAGCACAGUACUUGCCGUCCACAACGACAAGCGCUCCGGCCGUACACCUCUCUUCGUUGGGGCAGCGAUUCACAUGUCCAGAGCUGGUGAAGUGCCUAUCAGUCCGCUGUGGGUCCGAACAGAGCGUGAAAAGCGUCGUUCUCGAUCGGGAACAGACCCCAUGGAAUUUUACGACGGCUGUGACAACGACGAGUACGGCGUUCCAUUGGACACGGACGAGUACGACCCGCAGGAGCCAAUGAGGGAGAGCUGCAACAGUGUUAGCAGCUACAAGUAUUCGUCACCAGACCGACGCGGGUCUCACGAAUUUCGCGAUAAUGACAUGGCCAGCAGAUUACUGGAGAUUUCCCAGCGAGCUCAGGAAGCCUUGGACGUGACAAAGCGCAAUUCAUGUAUGAUGAGCAGCGACACGAGCAGUGCACCUCGAGUAUCGGAUUUGUCUGCAUUCAAGGAGCUAGACAAGUCCAUUGCCGAGCAAGCGGAUCUACUGAACGUCAUUGGAUUUGUCAGUACUGGUCGUAUGUAUAUGGAGAAUUAUGGUCCUGAACAGGGAGGUGUACGUGUCAGUGAGUCGUCCAAUGCCAUGACGACGACCAAGUGA
Molecule: messenger RNA, 1893 nt
Organism: Peronospora farinosa
Lineage: Eukaryota; Oomycota; Peronosporomycetes; Peronosporales; Peronosporaceae
Source: the annotation of a GenBank genome assembly